Molecule: messenger RNA, 2965 nt
Organism: Salarias fasciatus (jewelled blenny)
Lineage: Eukaryota; Metazoa; Chordata; Actinopteri; Blenniiformes; Blenniidae
Product: putative nuclease HARBI1
Exons: 3
Coding region: 717-1901 (394 amino acids)
Source: RefSeq, a predicted model, not a curated record
ACUUCCUUGCAACUCCACGUCUGCCCACGAGACAGUUCAUAACUUUCUUUGUGCUUUCUGCUUCUUCUGACUCACUUAGUUUAUUUUCCCACUCACGUGUUGUACUUCAGGUCUCACUGCAGCUGCACUGCAGCUAGUUCACGCUCAGAGAUGCAUCGUUUUCAGGGGGUCCAGAGUUCACCCGAAAGAUGUGGAUCCUUGAUCAGGGGAGCUUUCUCACAUAUAUAAAUGAUGAGGACUUCCCAGAAAGUCGCUGGGCCUCAUUCGUCAACCAUGCGCACGCACAGAUAUGUGCAGACUGAGAAGGUACGAGCAUUUCUAGACAGUGUGUGGGAUUUAUCAACUUGGAUUUGUGCUUUGGAACGUGUGAAGAUUGAUGCACAACUCUUGGCCAUGCGGACACACAAAAUCUAUCAGAAGAAUAGUGAAAUGGCAAACAGAAAGCAUGAAGAGAGCAUUCUUAAAUUUCACUAAUUUCCCCUGUUCCCUCUCAUUAGUGAAAAUUUAUUUAUUUAUUAGAGAUUGAAUCCCCGUUAGUUUCCACCAGGGUGACAGCGAGUCUUCCUGGGGUCCAUAACUGCUUUAAACACUCAUAAAAUUUAGUAAUACAAAAUUAGGGAUUUAGUGCUUUUGCAGAUGGGAGUAAUUGAUGUGACAAGCUAUAAAGGGCAGUUGUAACAGGACAGCUUAAAAAGAAAGCUUGAAAUACACGCCCCAUGGCCUAUCUUGCGCUACUGGAGGAUUUGGAGAACCGCGCGUUCCGCAGGGAGCGUGUUUUCAAGGACCGCGCAGAUCUGUUCAGUGAGAGCAGCGAGUGGCUUCUGAGCAAGUACCGCUUCCCCAAAGACGUCUUGAUGGAUUUAUGCUGUGAUGUGCAGCCCAUGCUGGAGCGAGAGACGAAACGCUCCAAUCCCAUCCCAGCGCACGUCCAGCUCAUGUCCACUCUGGGAUGUUUGGCCAACGGAACCUUUCAGCGAGAGAUGGCAGACAUAUACGGCGUUUCGCAGCCAACAAUGAGCAGAAUUCUACCGACAGUGCUGGAUGCAAUAAUUUCUCUGGCUCCGACUUACAUCCAGUUCCCAUACGAGAAUCACCGACAAGCCGAAAUUAAACAAGGAUUUCACGCCGUCGCCGGAUUCCCAAACAUCAUUGGAGCCAUCGGUUGCACCCACAUCGCAAUAAAAGCACCAUCGCACAACGAAUGCAGCUAUAUCAACAGCGAAGGAUAUCAUUCAAUCAAUACCCAGAUAAUCUGUGAUUCAACUAUGUCUCUGUUGAACGUUGUUGCCCGCUGGCCUGGAGGAACGCCGGACUCCUCCAUUCUGCAGAACAGCUCUGUGGGUGUUCAGCUCCAAGCAGGAGCUGUUGAGGAUGGCUGGCUUAUUGGUGAUCGGGGAUAUCCUCUAAAGCCGUGGCUGAUGACCCCGGUAGCCAACCCGAGUACUCCGCAGGAGCAGCACUACAACCGGGCCCAUGCGCGCUCAAGAGCAGUAGUGGACCACGCAGUAGGCCUGCUAAAAGGCCGAUGGCUGUGUCUGUCCAACGUGGGGGGGAUACUGAAGUACGAACCUAAAAAAGUCUGCCAGAUCAUAUUGGCUUGCUGUGUGCUUCACAACUUAGCCAUCAAACGAGGCGUCCCUCUGCAGGAACCCCCCAGAGAGGACAAGCCCCUGCUCAGUGCAGAGCCUUUCCCACCUCCUGAUCCUGCUGCCAUUCAAACCAGAGAGACGAUCAUUCAGAGAUUUAGCACAGCCUCUGUCAGCACUGUCACUCUCCCAGGAUGCACUGAAUUGGUUUGGGAUGACCACAGCUCCUCUGGCUCCUCCAACCCCUCCACCUCCACCGCUUCGUCCACCUCCAGCGCCUCCUCUACCUCCACCACCUCUUCCUCCGACUCUUGACCACAGGCAGGACUGGCUCCAGUUUCUGAGCUAUUGAAGAAACAUUGUCACAUUGAGUUCAAUUCAUACUCUCAACUUAAACUGUAUAAAAUGCAGAUUUUUUUUUUACCUGCAGCGUGACUGGCCAGUGUUACAGCUGGUCAUGUUGGCAGAGCGCCAGCCACAUACUGCUGUUUGCCCGAUGUUGCUGGCAAUACGGGUGUCCAUGGGUGAAAGCUGUUGUUCCUUGUCCUCCUCCAGUGACAGACAUUUUGCGUCUGUUGGCUGUGAUGCGUUUCUUGGCACCGAGUUUCAGAUCAAACCAUUUCUUUUUUAGUUUCCAGGAGUUAUCUUUCCUCUGACCCAACAGAGUUUACAGCUGCUGCUGCCUUCUCCCGCACAAUUUUUUUUUCUUUUGUUGGUCACACCUGCAUUUAUUGUUCCAAAUACUAUAUUUUGUUGUGAUUUCUCCAAGUAAUACUUAAAUCUCCAUGUCGGGGAAAUUCCUCUUUGCCUUGGACAGGUGGCCGCACGCUUUAUCAUUGUUUUUGUUUUUUUUUUGUAUGUGCACAUAUUCUAUAUGUCUAUCUUAUGACAGAAAUUGGAGCCUGUUCUUCACUGAGAUUGAUACAUGAGGCCCCUUUUACACAUGUCAUGCUUUAAAGAAGAUAUUGUGUAAAAUUGAAGUCAUGCCACUUUUUUUACAUCGGGUGGCAGUGUUGAAUAGGUUCAUUAUCAGUUUGUUGAGUUUUGGCUAGUCUUUUGUCAGUUUGUGUAUUUGCAGUGGUGCAUAUUGCAAAAUUUUCAGUGUUCAAACUUGUUGAUCUGAAGAUGUCUCAUGUUUACAUUUUCAAUGGUAAUUCUGGGUUGUUUCAGUUGGUGGAUUUUGUUGAAAACUGCCUCUGUGAAGUCAUGGUUUGGGCAUUAGUGUAUCAAAUAUUCAGCUUUUUGAGAGACUCACACACCAUCUUGUGGUGGAAUAUUGUAUCACAAGGUCACAAAAAUGUCCAUGAGAUAAUCUCCGAUCUUUUUUCUUGUUUGACUGAUUAUUUUAGGUUUUUAUUUCAACUUUAAGGAAUUAAAGC